Messenger RNA from Pseudopipra pipra, 1249 nucleotides. RefSeq names its product aldo-keto reductase family 1 member B1-like. Lineage: Eukaryota; Metazoa; Chordata; Aves; Passeriformes; Pipridae. The transcript is spliced from 10 exons. The record is from RefSeq and is a predicted model, not a curated record. The coding region runs from base 51 to 983 and encodes 310 amino acids. Gene Ontology annotation, molecular function: aldose reductase (NADPH) activity. Gene Ontology annotation, cellular component: cytosol.
CGCUGAUUGGCUGCCAGGGAGCGGGGGGGCGGAGCGCUGCCGGCUCGGCCAUGGCGGCGUACGCGCGGCUCGGGGCUGCCAAGGUGCCGCUGCUGGGGCUCGGCACAUGGAAGUCCCCCCCAGGUAAGGUGGAAGCUGCAGUGAUGGCUGCCAUCGAUGCCGGGUAUCGCCACUUUGACUGCGCCUACGUGUACCAGAAUGAGAAGGAAAUUGGGCGUGGGAUCCACCAGAAAAUCAAGGAAGGUGUCGUGAAACGAGAGGACCUCUUCAUCGUCAGUAAGCUGUGGUGCACAUUUCAUGAGAAGCCUCUGGUGAAGGGAGCCUGCCAGAAGACUCUUGCUGACCUGAAACUGGAUUACCUGGAUCUCUACCUCAUCCACUGGCCUUUUGGGUUCAAGGUAGAAGAGGGGCUGUUUCCCACAGGCAUGGCUAUCCCCAGCAACACUGAUAUUCUACAGACAUGGGAGGCCAUGGAAGAACUGGUGGAUGCUGGUCUGGUAAAAGCCAUUGGAAUAUCCAACUUUAACCGUGAGCAGACUGAAAGAAUCUUGAACAAACCAGGACUGAAGUACAAGCCUGCAAAUAACCAGAUUGAGUGUCAUCCAUACCUUUCCCAGGAGAAGCUGAUCAACUAUUGCCAAUCCAAAGGGAUCACUGUGACAGCAUACUGUCCCCUUGGCCGUCCUGAUGGUUCUAAGCCAGAGGCACCUUCCCUUCUGGAUGAUCCCAAGAUCAAAGAGAUUGCAGCCAAGCACAACAAAACCCCAGCACAGGUUCUCCUUCGCUUCCAGAUCCAGAGAAAUGUGAUUGUGAUUCCCAAGUCUGUCACACCACAGCGCAUUGUGGAGAACUUCCAGGUGUUUGACUUCGAAUUGACUAAAGAGGAGAUGGCAACCCUGCUCAGCUUAAACAGAAACUGGAGGAUUUGUGAAAUGAUCACGUGCAAAAAUCUCAAGGAGUACCCUUUCAAUGCAGAAUACUGAAGGUGGUUUUAUCCUGCCCUCCUGAAGGCCUCUGGAGUGUAAUGAGCUUCUACCAUUCCCUGAAGUUGCCCACUAGCUGCACACUGUCUCUCUCCUGCCAGCAAAGGCACAGUAUAUGUAUUCAGUGACUUUGGGUUUUUCUUCUUUGGUGGAACAAAAUAGUAAAACUUUUCUGAAGAACAAAAUAUGGGCUACGAUAAUUCUCUGCUCAUUAGAUGAGUGUCUCUGCAUGGCUGAAAUAGUAAAGCAGAAAACAGAAUAACCUA